Messenger RNA from Thunnus maccoyii (southern bluefin tuna), 1876 nucleotides. RefSeq names its product CD209 antigen-like protein E. NCBI's taxonomy places the organism in Eukaryota, Metazoa, Chordata, Actinopteri, Scombriformes, Scombridae. The transcript is spliced from 9 exons. The record is from RefSeq and is a predicted model, not a curated record. Bases 97 to 963 code for a protein of 288 amino acids.
UAAAAGACUGUAAACGUGGCAGAUAUCCACUUGAUAUGACUGGCUCGGACUGUUGAGGCCUCAUAUAAGAGUCACUGAUGGUCACGCAGCUGUAAAAUGCCUGAAAAUGAAGUACUCUACUCUGAAGUUAAGUUCACAAGAAGGAAAGGAAACACCAUUGAGACUGCUUCCUUAUCAGCUGACGCCCCUUACGCUGAAGUCAGGCUCUUGAAAACUCAGCCAUCCACAGAGCUGCCUGGUUCCCAACAAGUGGUGUCAAACAGAGGGUCAAAGUUCAAAUCACAGAGAGUUGCUCUGGUGGUUCUCUGUGUUCUCUUGGCAGUUGUGGUCAUCGCUCUUUGUUGUGUCUCUUAUGAUAACAUGCAAACGAAGAAGAGUCUCCAAGCAAUGAAAGCCGAACAUGAAGCUAUGAAGACAAAUUUCACGGAGAGCCUCUCUGAAAAGAUGAUGUCACCUUCUUGCCCACAACCACUACCUCCUGAAAUAAAAAGUGAUUCAUGUCUGAAAUGUGCCAAGGACUGGGAGCAACUUAGAGGAAAGUGCUAUUAUUUCUCCAACACAUCUUUGUCCUGGGAAAGGAGCAGACAUUUCUGCCAAAAUCAAGGAGGAGACCUGGUGAAGAUAGACAGCAGGGUGGAGCAGAUACUCUUGAACCAGAAACUGAUUGACAAAAUGAUCGAUGCUGAGGACAAGUUCUGGAUUGGACUGACAGACUCGAAGGAAGAGAACAAAUGGUUUUGGGUGGAUGGCUCAUCACUGAACACAAGUUUGUCUUUCUGGGCCACACGUGAGCCGGACAAUUGGGAUGGGGAAAAUCCUAAAGGAGAGGACUGUGUGAGGAUGGGAGAGAAAGCAAAAGCUGAAAACCUGAAGCAGUGGUUUGAUAAGUCCUGCGACAAGCCUCACAGAAGUAUUUGUGAGAAACAAGCAGUGACUGGAUCUCGUAGGGUUAUGUGUGUCUGAAAUCCAGUUGAGCACAGACUUCUCAGCCUAUUUACAGUUUUUUAUCAGUUGCUUUAUUAUGAUUCUCAAAACACGGUGUGUUACUCUCAAAUCUGCAGUUCACUUUCUCACAACAGUAUUCGCAUUUCUUGUUUGUCAUUUCAAAUAUGUUCAAAUGAUCCAGUCAUGCAUUGAGUUAAGUCUCUCCACUCUCUUGCCUCUCUACUGAACAGUAACUGUCAGACGUGCGCAUCAAAAUGUUCAUUGUGUACAGCAAACUGUCUCAGACAUGUUUCGAACAGGCACUGCAGUUCAUUUAACUAAAAAGCAAGGAAUCUCUCUCUGCCUGUAUGUAUGUCCUUCGCAUAUCUGGAGGACUGUUCCUCCGAUUGACUUCACACUUGACAGGUGUAUUGCUGGGGGCCAAAGGAUGUGCAGUGUCGAAUUUGGUGCAAUUUGGACAUGCAAUAUGUUUAAUAUUAAUAAACUUUGAAUAAACCAGCGAUCAGCAAGAUUCAGGCCUCUGCUGACUGACUCCAGCAUGUCAGGGAGAGACCAGAGAUGAGGUGUGACUCGAGUCAGAGAAAAGUGCUCUUAAAAGAGAAAAAAAAGCUUUUAAGCAAGAAUGGACAUUCUUAUCCUAUGUCUAGACAGAUAGUGUAGUGUUGGCAGCACGUUUAGCAGAUCAGUAGCAGCAGUGAGUGACUACACAGGAGGCAUUCAGGUACAUUGUUGAGUUUAGGUCACAACAAAGGAAAUACUUUCCACUGGCAGUUCAAAACCAGUUUGUCUCAUAUGCUCUGAUAUCGUGGCAAUUGUGAAGCGCCACUACAGACAAAGCACAAAUCUUUGGAGCAAACAUACCCACCCAAAUCCGAACUGAAGUUACAGGAAGAGCCCAAUAUGAUUGAUCCGCUUUAUUAUUAUAUAGGAU